Molecule: messenger RNA, 684 nt
Organism: Trichoplax adhaerens
Lineage: Eukaryota; Metazoa; Placozoa; Uniplacotomia; Trichoplacea; Trichoplacidae
Exons: 5
Coding region: 1-684 (227 amino acids)
Source: RefSeq, a predicted model, not a curated record
AUGUACGCAGCUAGAUCUCCAUGCAGAUCAUCUUCCGAAGAAGAACUACCAAGUCACUCAUGCAAUAAAUUGAAGUCAAUCAAAACAUCAGAAAGUAAUUAUUCUAGCAUAGUACAAUUUUCAGUCAUGUUAAUUAGGACUUUUGACGACCGCAGUGCACUAAAAGCAUCAACAAAAGGGACGAGUUCCAAGUUGGAUUUAGCCGACGAAGGUCGCAAAGACUUGAUGAAAGGCCGCAAUGCACUAGUGCUGCAUUGCGGUCAGGGAUGUCAUAGUAAAUCACGCCAUUGGCGAAGAUGUGAUAUUAUUUCGUAUUGUGAAGAGUACCGUAUGGAACCUUACCUCGGUCAUACAGCCAUGAACCAUUCUAUUUCUCGCGGAAGAGCUGCUUACGAUAGCAGAGAAUUUCUUGAUUACAUCUAUCGAAAAUACGAUCCAAGAUGGACAAGCAAUGGCCAGCAACACUUGGCACUGUCGGAAUUCACUCGUUUAUUAAAAGAUGCUGGUUUAAACCAAAAUAAUGAUACCACGAUAUCUUAUAGCGAUCAAAAUCUUACCCUUUUUAGACAGCAUUUGAUUUUAGAAGCUACAGGACACUAUGAUAACAUUACUGAGCGCUACGGGUACGCGGCUAAUUGUAGAGAGUAUUUGGAUAGCUGCACCGUUGCUUUGACGAAUGAGUAG